AGCUUCUCAUUGAUCAACAUGAGAACUUCAAUAUUCCUUCUCGUUGUCAUGGCAACUAUUGUUGUUUCACAAGAUGCUACAAGUGGUCCAGAAUUACGGGAUUGCGACAACUGUCCUCCAAGUCCACGCGGACCUAAAGGUGUGAAGGGUCAAAGGGGACUUCAGGGAGAACGUGGCAUACCUGGGGAUCCAGGCAGGGUAUAUUACCGUGGAACAGGGUCACAAUGUGGUCCAGGUCCCUGCCCAACAGGAGCACCUGGUAAUAAAGGUGAUAGAGGAUUACCAGGUGAAACUGGACCUGGCGGCUCUCUUGGCCUUCCGGGGGACAAAGGAAAUCCAGGAGAUGCAGGCCUACCGGGUAGGCCUGGUCCGUCUGGCUCUACAAAUAGUGAUGUGAUGUAUCUACCGUAUAAACCUGGAGAUAAUGUGGGACAAGUUUGUUACAGUUUUAGAAAAGUUUGUGCUGGUAAGUAGUAUCAUAUACAUUAGAGAGUUUAGGAUUUGUCUUCCACUGCCAUUACCGCUACCAUUGUUGGACCAUUGACCAAUCAGAUACGCUUAAAGUACCUAACCAACUAAUUAAAUGCGUUUAUUCUACCUGUCAGAUGAGCGGUAGAGAAAAUAAAAUCUAACCUCUAUAUUUUUAAACUCACUUAUUUCACUUAACAGGUUGCAAGUUGACAUAAACAAUAAAUAUAUGGCGUUAACUAGAAUUAUAUCAUCAUUGCUUCAGUUUCUAUUGUCUUCUGUAGGUCGAUAUCAUGUGAGUCCACUCAGUGGAUGGGCAACUGUCUAAAAGCAGGGGGCGGUUUUGAAUAUCUCCAGGGGAGUGCGGAGCUGAAAUAACCUGCCCAAAUACAGGGUCGAUAUGUAUUAAUCAACCUCAUUAAUAUAUUCAUGAGGUUGAUUAAUAAAUAGCAACCUCUAAAUGGGGUUGAUUAAUACAUAUUACCCCUCAAAUUAUUAUGAACAAGAAACUAUCCAAUUUUCUUAAAUUUUUCUGACAACAGAACUAUAAAUCGAUUUUUCUGACAACAGAACUAUAAUACGGAGACAGAUCGUUCUGUGUUGCUGGACCAAGAUUGUGGAAUGAUUUACCUGUUCAUCUUCGGAUGUGUGAAUCAUUAACCAUUUUUAAGAAGUUUCUUAAAACAUAUCUUUUUAACUUGUUUUUAAAUAGUGUAUGAUGUAUUCUAUAGUUUUAACAUUCUUAACACUAGUUUUUAAGAUUGGAUUUUGUAUUACUGUAAAGCGCCUAGAACAGUCUUGGUUUGUGCGCUAUAUAAAUGUUUAUUAUUAUUAUUAUUAUUAUAACGUCUAACAAUAAAUCUUACCCAAUCACAUCUUUGCAAUUUGAAAAGUUAAAAACACGCAUUCGCUUUGACGACUUAGCUUUAUCUACAUUAUCAUUUUCGCUGCCGUCACCCUCCUGUUGUUUGCAAGGCAUCCUUUUCAGUUUUAAGCUAGGCUUUACAUCUUCUUCAUCAGUUUUGUUAGUCCCUGUAAUUAUGCCUGACACCAUUUCUCUCGACUUUUCACUUGGAUGUUGGUAGGAGUGUAGAGACGCCAGACGUCUGUGACCAGUUCUUUCCAUACAAUGACUAUUUACUACAAUACGCUAUGUCUCCUCUUUGUUACAGACUGUAUAGUCAACACGAUAUUCAUAACAUUGUUUAACAUUAUUUAAUUGGCCCCUAAGCGUUAACACGUAGUAUGUUUAUCACAAUCACCAUCACAAAAAAGCUAUUCUUCUUUAUUUUUAACUUCAGAAAAUGAAGAUAUAAGCUAGUUAUAUACCUUAAGCCCGCCGCACACGAGCGCACUUGUCGCGCGUACUUGUUAUUCGUGACAAGUUGGAUCGACAAAAUUUCCUCGUGUGCGGGCAACAUUUACGGCAUUUUCGUCAUUCGUGACAUGUAAACCAAAUAUCAAACAUGUUUGAUAUUUUUCGUCGUUCGUGACAAAAAAAUUCUCGUGUGCAGCGAGCAAACGACAAGCGCGCCUGAAUAGGAAAAUUUGCGCAUGCGUGCAAGUUGCAGAAUUAAAAACAAGACACGAGCUCGUGAUUUUGAUCCGCCAUGUUCUUUUUAAUUCUGCAAGUUGCACGCAUGCGCAAAUUUUCCUAUUCAGGCCCGCUUGUCGUUUGCCCGCCGUACACGAGAAUUUUUUUGUGACGAAUGACGAAAAAUAUCAAACAUGUUUGAUAUUUGGUUUACAUGUCACGAAUGACGAAAAUGCCGUAAAUGUUGCCCGCACACGAGGAAGUUUUGUCUAUCCAACUUGUCACGAAUAACAAGUACGCGCGACAAGUGCUCUCGUGUGCGGCGGGCUUUAGACCUCAGUGUUUAUGCGCAUAUCAACCUCGGUGUUGCGCGCCUCGGUUGAUAUGUCGCAUAAACACUUCGGUCACGGUAUAUAACCUAUACUUACCGAAUAAAUAGGAACGCUAUUAUGUGUCUGUGAAUUUUCUCAAUAUGACCUAUCGUGUUCUCUUGGCCAAAAAUGUCCACACUAUGACACUACAAAAAAAAGCAACAGAAGCUACUCUACAUACGAGCUUUACUAUCUGAGUAUCAAAUGGGAAGAAGGCAAGUUAGUUAGUUAGUUAGGGCAUCUAUGAGCAUCAUGAGAUUUGGGAAGUAGUGUUGUAAGCCAAUUCAGAGUCACGACUGCAUAACCAAAUGAUGCUUUCUGCGUAGGAUCUUGGUCUGGGAGAAUUAGAAUAUGCAUAUAAACAUAAAAAAUAUUCAAGUAUUCAAUCAUCAGUUGAAUAUGCAAAAGUUAAUCCGCGGUUGACUUGUUUUGAAUUUAAAAAUAUAUAAAGACAAAAUAUGCUAGAACAAAAAAAAUUGUUUAACUGACCGGUCUAAUGUGGCCAUAAGUGAAACACAUAUAAUGUUCAAUACUUUGACAUCCUUAUUUUUAUUGCUUCCAUUCUCAGCUAUACAUAUAUGAUUCAACAGCAAUUUAUGCCAACGCAUAACAUAGUGACAUAGUGAAAAAUAAAACACUUGGAACUUUGGAUAUUACCACAGUUGAUAAUCAUUAGAGAGGAGACACUCUAGGACUCUGACUAUCCAUUAUCUGUAUAGAUCCUAUUGCCUACAGAUUGUCGUCGAUUGUAGGGUAAUGUCAAUACGCCCUGGUUUCGCGACUCCAUCUUGCCAAGUUGGGCAAACCCUUAGCUCGGGCGUCCGCAAACUCUUCUUGGUAAUCUUAUUCGUAUAGGAUAUAUCACUUUGUAUAAUGUUCUCCAAAAUUGCACCCUGAAAGAGAAAUUGAGAACGUGUUGUUUUUCGUUAUAAUAAUGGUCAUCAAUAAUAGACUGUUUCCAAUCUUUAUCGAUGAAAGCAAUUAUAUGUACAACAAAAAGCAUCAUCUCUGCAUUGCUAUAUAUCUGCUAGAUCUGUAUACAACACGACCUCUCAUGCUCCAUAUACUGUACUACAUAAUUUAUUGGAAAUGUAUACCAUACCAAUCCACCUUGGACUCCCUACAAGUACAAGUCAACUUGUAUUAUUGGGGCGACCCUGAGCGAGCCCCACAGUUUGGUGGCUCAUCGAGCUCAAGCGCAAUGUAUUAUGGUGCGUUGUACGUGCGUACACGGAACUUUUCGUGCAGUAAUUUAAAUCCUACCGGCCUUUCGCCUCGCACCAGCUAUUUUGAGAACUUUCAGUCCCACAGUGAUUUACAGUAAAUUUUACCGGCCUUUCGCCUCUCACCGGCUGACAAUUUUUCAUGCGACAUGCGAUGAAAUAUAUUCUUUAUGUAUAGGUAAUAGCAUGGUUUCGAGUGCAAUUUGGAUAUAACAUGCACCAGUGAGUUUUUCAAAGACCUCAAAAUAGCACGAGUCCGAAGGACGAGUGCUAUUUGAGGUCUUUGAAAAACUCACGAGUGCAUGUUUAUCCAAAUUUCACGAGAAACCAUGCUAUUACUUAUUAAUAAUUUACAUAAGCGAGACAAUUGUAGUUUUAUAAACUUACGCGUUUAUAGCGAACAUUCCACUGGCAAAGUUUUCCUGGCUUUGAUAUAUCAUAUUAUACAACGCUAACAGCUUGAAAAUCCACUCAACUAUGUAAUUUUUGUUGGUCUUGUUUAAGGUAAGUGCUUUUCCAUUUAAAAAUAAAGAUAAAAGCCAUAUUUUCCACGCGAAGGCAACUUUUACCGUUACUUCUUUAAACUAAAUUGCUUUAAACUGAUUGUUUGAUUUAAUCAUCACAAUGUUUUUCCACCAAUCAGAUCAGUUUGUUACAGAUUUUUGCACUGUGAUUACAGAAAAUUGCACUGUGAUUACAAAAAAUUGCACUGUUAUUACAGAAAAUUGCACUGUGAUUACAAAAAAUUGCACUGUGAUUACAGAAAAUUGCACUGUGAUUACAGAAGAUUGCACUGCUGUUUGGGAUUAACUGCACUGAAGUCAACCAAUCACAGUCGUGUAAUAUCUUUAUGUAUUUGCUGCAUGUGUUGGUGUAAUGUACUCAGGUGAAUAAGAUGCUUGUGUGAUGUUACUCUGAGUGCACAUCCACACCGGGCAGGCUUGAAAAAUAUGCCUAGCCACGGUGGGAUUCGAACCUACGACCUUUGGAAAACUAGCCCCAAUGCUCUGCCAACUGAGCUACGCGGUAUUCUUAUUCACCUGAGUACAUUACACCAACACAUGCAGCAAAUAUCAUGAUUAUUAGAUUACACUGAUAUCGAAGGAACUAGACUCAGUUCCGAAAUAUCGCAUACUCGAACCGACUUGACCGCGUAGCUCAGUUGGCAGAGCAUUGGGCUAGUUUUCCAAAGGUCGUAGGUUCGAAUCGCACCGUGGCCAGGCAUAUUUUUCAAGCCUGCCCGGUGUGGAUGUGCACUCAGAGUAACAUCACACAAGCAUCUUUAUGUAUAUUAUUAGCCAAAUAACAAAUGGCAAUGGACAACUUGCAUGUUAGACUAAAUUUUAAUCUAAGUAAAGAGAAGGGAAUAAAAUAAUGAAAUUAGUAAAAUUGCAAGAUUUGGUUGCGAAUUGUUGUAAAAUGCAGAAAAUAUAGCCUUGCGAAGUUUACAAAUUUUCAGUAUAUUUGUAUUACGUGCGGAAAUUGUUGCCAUUUUCGGCUCAAAAAUGGUAACAAUUCCGCACGUAAUACAAACAUACUGAAAAUAUGCAAACUUUUCUGUAUUUUACAACAUUUCGGAACCAAAUUUUGCAAUUUUAUACUGAUUUUAAUAAGUUCUUUACGGGAAUUUACUUUUUUUUGCCUAAAUCAAAAAGUAGUCUAACAUGCAAGUUGUCUAUUGAUUCGAAUCGCACCGUGGCCAGGCUCAUUUUAGUGAGAAUUAUUGCAAAAUUUAAGCACAAACAAAAUCAUAACAUAUCGUUAUAGUCUAGCGCGCGUGUUUUAUACUGACAGCUAAAUUUCAGGAUAAAUUGUUAUUUUUCAAACUUUAAAAGUUAUUCACGGCACAUAUUUCUGUUGUGAUGGUUUGUAUUGUCCUUUAGUUUGUAUAUCUAAGUUAUCUAACUCAUUUUUGUUCAGUUUUGGUAUUAAAUACGAUUUAAAAUGUCUUUUGACAGUUUGUUUGCGUUUGCUAUUUUUAGCAGUUUUUGAAUUUUGUGACAUAAAACUGACAUUUGAAGUAAAGAAUAUUUUUCAGGGAGGUCGCGUAAUUUUGAAAAUGUGUGUAAAGUACAUGCAAAUAAAUCACCACAGCUAGAAAGAGCAUACUAAGAUUAGUAAAUUGCAAAGGUUGGUUGCGAAAUGUUGUAAAAUGCGGAAAAUAUAGCCUUGCAAAGUUCGCAAAUUUUGUAUACUUUUGUAUUGCGUGCGGAAAUUGCUACCAUUUUCGGCCCAAAUGUGGUAGGAAUUUCCGCACGCAAUACAAAAGUAUACAAAAUUUGCGAACUUUGCAAGGCUGCCUAUAUUCUCCGCAUUUUACAACAUUUCGCGAUUUUGUAAUUUUACUAAUUUUAGUAUGCUCUUUCUAGCUGUGGUGAUUUAUUUGCAUCUCUUCGCCUAGUUUUAAAAUUAGUCUAUAAUGGGAAUUGUCUAUUCGUUUCAUUUUAGUUCCCGGACUACGUAAUGGUUGGCGUGGAUGGUAUCGAGAAGGUCAGAGUGGUUACAUGAUUUACAACAAAUGGAUGUAUUUCGUCACCUUAUCUGAUUGUCCAUGUGAAUAUGACAAACCUAGUGCACCACAGCCAGCCAAACCAAGAGAUUGUGUACGUCUAGGAGAAUGUCAAUCUUUGGAUUGAGGGACACUGAAUUUUUUAUCAAGUAUCAUUACUAUUUUGUUAUCUUUACAUUUAAACUACAGUAGUAAUACAGAUUAAGAAUUUCUCAAAUGCAUACUUUUGAUUUAAAUUAUUGCCACGAUAUGUUAAAUUUUGUUAUUGGAUUUUAAUAGAAAUAUGUUGCAGGUAUUUUUAUGGUCAAACCUCUUGAUAUACACAUUAGGGCCAUACACAAAAUGCAUGCUACUUCGGGGACGAUAUAUUGGACGAAAAACUAUAUAUUAGGAUCGGGCGGUUCAGGGUAAAAACCGAAAACCGAAAGCCGUCUGGAAAAACCCGAAAAACCCGAUGUUUUUUAAUGAAAUUUCCUGAUGAAAAUUUAAAGGAAAUUUCAUAAAAUAGUGGAAAUACUGGGUAAAAAAUAUGGCGGCCAUUUUGGUUGCGAAUUACGAAUAUUUCGGUCUUAUUUUCGCUCGAUGAUCCUCUAAUACUCAAUGUUUCGCGCGCUGUUUCUGCAAGUUUCAAGUAUUUUCCCGAUUUUUUUCCGGUUUUUUUUCGGUUUUUCGAUUUUUUGUCAAAAGAAAAAUCGAUUGAAUCGUUUUUUAAAAAAAUCGGGUUUUUUGGUUUUAUCGAUAAACCCCCCGACCCUACUAUAUAUUAUAACUCUUAUGAAGUAUUUUCUCUCACACUACACUAGAUCCCAAAGGCUCAAUCCAAAAAAGCAUGAAUUCUAGUCUGUCCCGAAUUAUAUAUUAAAAUGGCAGAGAAGCCACUACAAUAAACCAUGUAAAUCGAGAAAAAAUAUUUUUGCAAGGAUGAACUACAUGUAAAGAAUAUACCAUACAAAAAAUUAUAGACAG
This is a messenger RNA of Paramuricea clavata, 7071 nucleotides long. The record is from the annotation of a GenBank genome assembly. NCBI's taxonomy places the organism in Eukaryota, Metazoa, Cnidaria, Anthozoa, Malacalcyonacea, Plexauridae.